UAUUUGUGCCAUGUUUUCUGCAGUUUUAAUGAAGUGAAUGAAGCUGGGAUGCUCUUAAACACUUAGGGAUGAUUUUUACUUGUAGGCAUUUGCAUUUAUUCAGUGCCUGAUCGUUCUGUGUAACUGCAGGUCCGACCCUUGUCCAGAACUUGCCAUCAGCUGUGCAGACCCUGUGUGAGUCCUGGAACAACAUCCACACCAACGAGUUCCCCAACAUCGGUUCGUGGCGCAACGCCUUUGCCAACGACACCAUCCCUGCCGAGAGCUACAUCAGCGCCGUGCAGGCUGCCCACCUGGGCACCCUCUGCAGCCAGAGCCUGCCCCUGGCAGCCUCCCUCAAGCACACCCUGCUGUCCCUGGUCAGGCUCACCGGGGAUCUCAUCAUCUGGUCAGAUGAUCCCAACCCACCGCAGGUGAUCCAUUCCCUGCUGCCCCUCCUUCUGGAGAGCAGCACAGAGAGUGUGGCAGAAAUCAGCAGCAACUCCCUGGAAAGGAUCCUGGGCCCAGCAGACUCUGACGAGUUCCUGGCCCGUGUUUAUGAGAAGUUGAUCACAGGGUGCUAUAACAUACUGGCCCAUCACUCUGACCCAAACAGUGGCCUGGAUGAGUCCAUCUUGGAGGAGUGUUUGCAGCACCUGGAGAAACAGCUGGAGAGCAGCCAGGCCAGAAAAGCCAUGGAGGAAUUCUUUUCAGAAAGUGGAGAGCUGGUGCAGAUCAUGAUGGCGACGGCCAACGAGAACCUCUCAGCCAAGUUCUGUAACAGGGUGCUGAAAUUCUUCACCAAGCUCUUCCAGCUGACUGAGAAGAGCCCCAACCCCAGCCUGCUGCGCCUCUGCGGCUCCCUGGCCCAGCUGGCCUGUGUGGAGCCCGUCAGGCUGCAGGCCUGGCUCACCAGGAUGACCAUGUCCCCUCCCAAGGACUCGGACCAGCUGGACGUGGUGCAGGAGAACAGGCAGCUGCUGCAGCUCCUCACCACGUACAUUGUGCGGGAGAACAGCCAAGUGGGGGAAGGCGUGUGCACUGUUCUGCUCAGCACUCUGAUUCCAAUGGCAACGGAGAUGUUGGCCAAUGGGGACGGCACGGGCUUUCCUGAGCUGAUGGUCGUCAUGGCAACUUUGGCCAGUGCAGGACAAGGGGCAGGACACCUCCAGCUCCAUGGGGCUGCUGUGGACUGGCUGGGCAGAUGGUAAGAGUGAGCUCUGUACUGC
Messenger RNA from Zonotrichia albicollis (white-throated sparrow), 1208 nucleotides. NCBI's taxonomy places the organism in Eukaryota, Metazoa, Chordata, Aves, Passeriformes, Passerellidae. The record is from RefSeq and is a predicted model, not a curated record.